Molecule: messenger RNA, 1769 nt
Organism: Daldinia decipiens
Lineage: Eukaryota; Fungi; Ascomycota; Sordariomycetes; Xylariales; Hypoxylaceae
Exons: 2
Coding region: 1-1737 (578 amino acids)
Source: RefSeq, a predicted model, not a curated record
AUGGCAUCCGGAUCCACCACUAUGUCUCGAGCUCGCCUUUAUUUGACAGAUCCAGGCGGGCCUAAAGGCAGCGAUGUAGAAGAUCCCAUGGAGGAGGAGUCUCCAUGCCAACUUUCCAUCGAGCGGCUAUUCGAGAAUUUGCCAAAUCCAACAUCCAACGAUAGAUACGGAGAUCAGGAACAAGAUCGCCAGUACAAGAGAGCUCUCAGGCUUUUCCUAGAAGAAGAAACUGGUCCGGCUGAGCAUGACAACGAGUGCAAACAACUCAAGUCCGUUGCUAGCAAGGUGUUGAAAAGCAAAAACGUCCACGGUGUUCGUGUCGCGUUUAUCGACGGUAUUGCACCUAUGAUUAUCGACUUGUCGAAAUACGAUGCCGAAUCAGCCAAGUCACGAUAUCUUGCACAUUGCAAGUGGAUAUUGCAGGGAAGGAAAGAUCAUGAUGCUUACGACGGGAACUUAUCGGAUCCGGAUCCAGAUGAAGACAGCGAUGUUGAAUAUAGUCAACUCCCUAAGCAGCUCACCACCCAGACAAAAUGUGCUUAUUGCCACCGUGAAGGACGCCAAUUCUGUUGCAUAGACUGCGUAGUGAUAACCAGUUCUCGCGAGACCAUCGGGACUGGCUACUGUCGUAGGAGGUGCGAAGUGCUCGACAAGGACGACCAUAGGCUUAUCUGUUUUUGGCGCCAGCGUUUUGCGCGAAGUGUGCGCCUCAUGCAGACUAUUCUCUUGACUAUGGAAUAUCAUCAGACUACCCUCUCCCUAGAGGGCUCUUACGAACGCGACGGCAUGAUAUUCUUGAAAGAGAAGUCUCGCCACUUCAGGGCCAUGUCAGGAGAGACGGUCACCUGCGAAUUCAACGACCAGUUCGUAGAGGAGAGACACCAAAAGGCGGCCCUACAAGAUCAAUAUCUCCCGGACUUGCCCUUCAUGAUGUUGAGUUCGACUCAGGAAUGGCUUUGGAAAGGUCUCAUCGAGAACAUUGAGCAGUACACCAUCUUGGUCAAGAAUGCUCAUCGUCCUAUUGUCCGUCAUACUAUACACAAUACCAUCGAGUCCAGCAUGCUGCGCCCUCAUACCGUCUUUUGCGUCACUCUACGUAGUGGAGAAAAGUUUGCGGUGGAUUACGCGGGAGCCCGAUUCGGCUGGGUUGAAACUCUUUCCCAUUGGGAACACUUUGCGGCGCAUCGACUGAAGCGAGUUAUUAGGAGAAGCUUCCCGGGAGCUUGGGAGCGGGAUCCCGCAACGAUGAUACCGGCUUACCUCCCCGAGAAAAAGAAGGCUUACCUGCAUACUAUAUUCCUACGUAUGGCCCUGUCCGAAACGCACCGGUUCCUACAGUUAGAAUAUCCAGACAUAUCUUUCGACACUGCCCUCAGCGUAUUGAUUACUGAUUCAGUCUGGAAAGGGGUCGCGUCGAAUCUCGUAGAAAAUACCCUAACCAUCUUCGACGAGGGAAACAUGAGGGAAUUGAUCGUGCAAUGUGACAUUAAGGCCCGAACUUACCUCAAUGACAAUUUUGAGGAAUGGGUCGAGAGCCACGACAAAGAUCGCGAACGUCUCCAGAAUGUCUGGUUCAACGAGAACCAGCUCACGUGGAUUAAGACUCAUAUCCCAGACAACAUGGAAGCCUUGAAGAAGGUAUGGAAUGAUUGGAUUUCUAGCCGCGGUGUUCAUUUCAAGGAUACCGUGCCUUCUCCUAUGGAGAUUGAGAACGGUGCUACAGUUUUUGAGGGAUAGUUCAAGGGGUAGUGUACGUUCGGGCCGUUAUG